GUUCACUCGACAGCCGCAUGAAGCAACACCAUCUGAAUCCACCGCUGUUAUAGUAGCAUCUCGUUCCUCAUUCCAUCACUAUCCGUUUUCGGAAUAUUGCGUAAAGGUGCAUUCAUGAAUCUAUACUGAUGGAACGCCUUAUGAAACAACUUACACUAGAGAGGGAAAAUGAAAGUAUCCUUCAAAGGUAUUCCUCAAACCAGGUUCAAGAUCUCAGGGAAGCAUUUCGGCUGUUUGAUAAAGAUGGCGACGGAUCGAUCACAACCGACGAGUUGGGUACGGUGAUGAGGAAUCUUGGUCAAUAUCCAAACACGGAUGAACUGAACAUGAUGCUGAAAGAAAUCGACAUCGAUGGUGAUGGGACGUUCAGCUUCGAAGAGUUCGUACAAGUGAUGGCCAACAUGGGUGGCAUCAGUGAACAGUCAGAGGAGGACGAGGAGGAGGAACUGCGCCAGGCAUUCAGGGUAUUCGACAAGACGGGUUGUGGAUACAUCAGUGCUUCCGACCUCCGGGCGGUUCUGCAAUGUAUGGGGGAGGAUCUCACUGAGGAGGAAAUUGAUGAGAUGAUAGCUGAGGUUGACAUUGACGGAGACGGAAGGAUAGAUUUUGAAGAGUUUAUCGCUUGCAUGUGUGAAGAUGGAGAAGAUGGCAAGAAAGGACAAAAUACUGCUGAAGAAACAAGUACAAAAUCAUCGGGGAAAUAAAACGUGAACACGUGUAAUACAUAUAUCAAUCAAUGUGUUUAUACUACACUAUAUAUCUAAACUAUAUCUUAAUGUCGACAAAUGCGGUUGAACCUUGUUAAUCCGGGAAAAUAAAAACAUAAAAAGAUAUCCAAUUCCUUUGGAAAUCCGAUGGUGUUAUGAGUAUCUAAAGAAAUCACUUGUAUUAUCAAGAUUUUCAUUCGGCUUUAUUUUUUAUUACUUUGAUGAUAUGUUUGAUGAUUUUCUUCCUAGAGUUUCCACUUCCGGCCCCUAUUAUCACUGAGGGAUUUAAGUGGGAAGGAGAAGCUUACUUUAUGACGCAUAUGGCCUCCUAUUCAUACUUCGACAUUUACUGAAUCCAUAACUAGAUUAAUAUUUAAAGGUGCUUUUCACAUGUGUUUUUUAUACAAGUAUGUUAAUCAAAUCCGAGAAUAAGUACAGGAGAAUGACUUAAUAAAAACAUAUAUACGCAAAAAGGAAAAAAAACGAAGCACGAUUUUAAAAAGGGGAUGAUACAGGGUAUGUAAUCCAUAUUAGCGAGGUUCUAAACCAAGUUACUCUUCAUGUACUGUUCCAGAAGUUGGCAUCAUUUAACAUAUUACGACACACACACACCAGCCGCAGUGUGGUAUCGUUAUUGUACAUAGCCUAUUACAGAUUGUUACACAUUUCCCUUUCUAUUAGCCUAUAGGUAAUACGCUAUAUUAUUGAAUGUAAUAUAAUUCUGAAAGUCUGUUCUUGUUGGAGUGUAUACGGAGCUCUUUUAUGUGGAUCAGAGAGUUUAUCGAUAUCAAACGAAUAUGGUUUUGAAACAUAUUUAUGCACGAAAAUGGUACAUAUACUCCAUAAUUUGUUCAAUAUAGUAUACGGGGACAAUUAUAGCAUUUCCUUUGAUUUCAUUCCAUUACGGCAAUACUGUGUUUAGCUUCAGUUUGUGAUUAGCUUUUGUUUAUUGUUAUUUUUGUUAUAAAUAUGUUUCUAAUGUUUUUGUAUGUUGUACCUGUUGCGAUUGUGAGUCAGAUGUCAGUUUUAUUGGCUGUUAUUAACUUACGCUAACUGAUUCUCCGGUAUGAUUAAUCCGAGAAAACACUCAAACGUGAUCUAUGAAAAUGAAAUUGUCUCUUAUAAAGCAUAAUAUAGUAACCCUAAGAGAGAUUAUUACUGGACUACAUCUUCUACCCCGGAAGCAGAGUAGACUACAUAUUGUGCACUCAUCGGCAAAAAUAUAUUUGAUUUAAUGUUUGUCAGGUUUGGAAUUCAUUUCAGACUUUCUUCACAAUUUAAGAAGAAAAUUAAUAUGUCGCUAAAUUAAAUGACUUACGCGUGCACAUUAUCUUUUAGAAUAUAAGUAUGUUAAAUUCAUUAUAAUUUCUGGGAAUUAAUGUAAUAUAUCCGCGGAGCUCAUUUGUACAGGUGUGAUCAGCCUAUUGAUCGAGUAGAUCACCCGGUAUAUAUACAAAGAGUUUCUUUCUUGUCUUGCAAUGAAUGCUUAAUAUUGAAUGCAUAUAUGAUUUCAUUAUUGGCUUUAAAAUUCAAACGGAAGUUUUGUUUAAAUUAGCAUUAAGCUGACAAUGUCUUGAACAACCGCCUGCAUUUCUCAUGUUAUUAAAAUACAUACUGGGUA
Pecten maximus is the source of this 2328-nucleotide messenger RNA. RefSeq names its product calmodulin-A-like. The record is from RefSeq and is a predicted model, not a curated record. The coding region runs from base 129 to 704 and encodes 191 amino acids. NCBI's taxonomy places the organism in Eukaryota, Metazoa, Mollusca, Bivalvia, Pectinida, Pectinidae. The transcript has 7 exons. Gene Ontology annotation, molecular function: enzyme regulator activity; calcium ion binding.